AGACUGGUGGCACCCCUGAGCACUUUACCCCCUCCCUGGGAUCUGUACCCUAAGGAAGCAGGCACCACUGAGGAACUACAAAAAUAUCAUAUCAUCACUGUUAUUGGAGAUCAUUUCCCCCCCACAGAUCCUCAGGAUGACCCCUGAAUACUUCUUGAGGUCCCUCUUGAUGAUCAUAUUAGCUGUGUUCUCUGCAAAUGCUAGCAACUGGCUGUACCUUGCAAAACUGUCGUCGGUGGGCAGCAUUUCAGAAGAGGAGACUUGUGAGAAGCUGAAAGGAUUAAUCCAGCGCCAGGUGCAGAUGUGUAAGAGGAAUCUGGAAGUCAUGGACUCCGUCAGGCGAGGGGCUCAGCUGGCCAUCGAGGAAUGUCAGUAUCAGUUCAGGAACCGACGGUGGAACUGCUCCACACUGGACACGCUGCCCGUAUUCGGGAAGGUGGUGACACAAGGCACCAGGGAAGCAGCGUUCGUGUACGCAAUAUCAUCAGCGGGGGUCGCCUUCGCAGUCACCAGGGCGUGUAGCAGUGGAGAUCUAGAAAAAUGUGGCUGCGAUCGGACGGUACACGGUGUGAGUCCUCAAGGGUUCCAGUGGUCUGGCUGUUCAGAUAACAUUGCAUAUGGAGUAGCUUUCUCACAGUCUUUCGUUGAUGUAAGAGAGCGGGGUAAAGGGGCUUCAUCAAGUCGAGCUCUCAUGAAUCUCCACAACAACGAGGCAGGACGAAAGGCCAUCCUCAACAACAUGCGAGUGGAAUGUAAGUGCCAUGGGGUCUCCGGAUCCUGCGAAGUAAAGACCUGCUGGAAAGCAAUGCCUCCGUUUCGUAAAGUCGGCAAUGUCUUGAAGGAAAAAUUUGAUGGAGCUACUGAAGUGGAGCAGAAAAAAAUUGGCACGACCAAAGUCUUAGUGCCUAAAAAUUCUCAGUUCAAGCCACACACGGAUGAAGACCUGGUAUAUCUAGACUCCAGCCCAGACUUCUGCGACCACGACUUAAAGAACGGCGUUUUGGGAACUACGGGCCGGCAGUGCAACAAGACUUCCAAGGCCAUCGAUGGCUGUGAGCUUAUGUGCUGCGGUCGGGGCUUUCACACAGAAGAAGUCGAAAUAGUAGAAAGAUGCAGCUGUAAGUUCCAUUGGUGCUGCUUUGUCAAAUGUAAACAGUGCCACAAAGUGGUAGAAAUGCACACAUGUCGGUGAUCUCUACAAAUCAACCACCAGAAUGGACAACGUGGACCUCGCCGAACCAUUCCUUCCACCACAGCUGGUGAAACUCCAUUGACUGCAAAAAAAUUAAGGAGGGACAGAUUUUUUUUU
Messenger RNA from Nanorana parkeri, 1309 nucleotides. RefSeq names its product Wnt family member 4 (gene WNT4). The transcript is spliced from 5 exons. Gene Ontology annotation, molecular function: frizzled binding; cytokine activity. Gene Ontology annotation, cellular component: extracellular region. NCBI's taxonomy places the organism in Eukaryota, Metazoa, Chordata, Amphibia, Anura, Dicroglossidae. Gene Ontology annotation, biological process: cell fate commitment; multicellular organism development; neuron differentiation. The record is from RefSeq and is a predicted model, not a curated record. Bases 137 to 1192 code for a protein of 351 amino acids.